AUAGUAUCGCCUGUCUUUACAAACCUAUGGCACAUUUCUCAAACGGCGAGACUCACUGAGAUAAAGUAUAAAAUUUCGAAUUUUCAGCUAGUUUUAAAAAAAACAUAAACCUAGUUUGUUAUUUUGUUGAUUAUAAAUUUGUAAAGAUUCAACCGUUAUAUUGGAAAACAUGGCACAACCACAGCUUAUAGACCUCAAAAAGCUAAACCUACAGCAAUUGGCCAAAAUGAAGGAACAGGUGUACAAGGAAGUGAAUUUGAUCCAAGAUUCUCUCACGUCGUUGAAAAUCGCACAAAAGCGUUACUUAAGCUCUCAAGAAGCGUUGGAAAGCACCAAAAGUCGGCCGUCGGGCACUAAGCUCAUGAUACCGUUGACCAAAUCCAUGUAUGCCGCCGGACAGCUAACCGAUCCUGAACACGUAACUGUGUGUAUCGGAGCCGGUUACUAUCUGCGGCUCGAAAUAGACGACUCUAUACAAUAUUUCAAGAGGCGCGUCAACUCUCUUGUCGAACAAAUGGAAAGCAUUCAACAGAUCGGCAUUGAAAAACAGAAACUUCAAAAUGUCAUAACUGAAGUGAUUGAAAUUAAAGUACAACAAAGUCAAAACGAAAGUAAAUAAUUUAAUUUUUAACUGUAUUUACUACUUUGUGUUUCCUAAUCCUAACAUUUAAUAAAAAAAAAAAAUAGAGCUGUCAACGCAUUAUGUAUUUUUAACAUCUAAGAAACUAACUUAAUAAUUUAUCGAUAACAUAAUUUGAUUUCAUUAUAUUAUAAUUAAGUAUAUUGUGGCUAAAAAGAAAAUGUUCGUUAUCAUACUGUACCAUUCUAUUGCAUUACUUUUUUUUUUUUUAAUAAAUACCAUUUUUACCUUCUCAUUAAACUACAUUGA
Molecule: messenger RNA, 889 nt
Organism: Adelges cooleyi (spruce gall adelgid)
Lineage: Eukaryota; Metazoa; Arthropoda; Insecta; Hemiptera; Adelgidae
Gene: Pfdn5
Product: prefoldin subunit 5
Exons: 1
Coding region: 170-619 (149 amino acids)
Biological process (GO): protein folding; regulation of DNA-templated transcription
Cellular component (GO): cytoplasm; prefoldin complex
Source: RefSeq, a predicted model, not a curated record